GGGUGGAGCCUGGCCAGCUCAGGCUGCUGAGGGACUCGCCCCCGUUGGAUGCGGUGGAGUUUGAGCUUUGCUGCAUCCGUCACUGAAGAACAAAAAAUAAGAGUAGAGGAGACAAGCUGCAGACCAUGGGAGGCUGUGAGGUUUUCUGAAACGUUUGUUGGGCUUUCCGCGGAGCAUGAGCUUUUAAAACGAAUUCUUUUUAAAGAGACCUAUUUGUGUAGCUGGAAAAAUGAUACACAUGCUAAAUGCAGCAGCCUAUCGGGUGAAAUGGACCAGAUCCGGUGCUGCUAAAAGGGCUGCCUGCCUGGUGGCUGCGGCAUAUGCUCUGAAAACCCUCUAUCCCAUCAUUGGCAAGCGUUUAAAGCAGCCUGGCCACAGGAAGGCGAAAGCAGAAGAUUAUCCGCCUGCAGAGAACAGAGAAAUACUGCAUUGCACAGAGAUCAUCUGUAAAAAACCUGCGCCGGGACUAAAUGCAGAUUUUUUCAAACAGCUACUAGAACUUCGGAAAAUCCUCUUUCCAAAACUUGUGACCACUGAAACGGGGUGGCUCUGCCUCCACUCGGUGGCUCUAAUCUCAAGAACAUUUCUGUCUAUCUAUGUGGCUGGUCUGGAUGGGAAAAUCGUGAAAAGCAUCGUGGAAAAGAAGCCUCGGACUUUCAUCAUCAAAUUAAUCAAGUGGCUUAUGAUUGCUAUCCCCGCUACCUUUGUCAACAGCGCUAUCAGGUACCUGGAGUGCAAACUGGCAUUGGCCUUUAGAACUCGCUUAGUAGACCAUGCCUACGAAACCUAUUUUGCAAAUCAGACUUAUUAUAAGGUGAUAAAUAUGGAUGGGAGGUUGGCAAACCCUGACCAGUCUCUCACUGAAGACAUUAUGAUGUUCUCACAGUCUGUGGCUCACCUGUAUUCCAACCUUACCAAACCUAUUUUAGAUGUAAUUCUAACCUCCUAUACUCUCAUCCGGACAGCUACAUCCAGAGGAGCAAGCCCCAUAGGACCCACCCUGUUAGCAGGACUUGUGGUGUAUGCCACCGCUAAAGUACUGAAAGCUUGCUCGCCCAAAUUUGGUUCACUGGUGGCUGAAGAGGCCCAUAGGAAGGGCUACUUGCGGUAUGUACACUCCAGAAUCAUAGCCAAUGUGGAGGAAAUUGCCUUCUACAGAGGACAUAAGGUAGAAAUGAAGCAACUGCAGAAAUGUUACAAGGCUUUAGCGUAUCAGAUGAACCUUAUCUUAUCCAAACGGUUAUGGUACAUCAUGAUAGAACAAUUCCUGAUGAAGUAUGUGUGGAGCAGCUGUGGACUAAUUAUGGUGGCUAUACCUAUUAUCACUGCAACCGGCUUUGCAGAUGGUGAUCUGGAAGAUGGUCCAAAGCAGGCUAUGGUUAGCGACCGGACAGAGGCCUUUACUACUGCCCGGAAUUUAUUGGCCUCUGGAGCUGAUGCAAUUGAAAGGAUUAUGUCUUCAUACAAAGAGAUCACUGAACUAGCAGGCUAUACUGCUAGAGUGUACAAUAUGUUCUGGGUCUUCGAUGAAGUGAAGAGAGGCAUUUAUAAGAGAAGUGUCACUCAGGAGCCUGAAGACCAUAGCAAGAGUGGAGGUACCACAGAGCUACCCCUCAGCGACACCCUGGCCAUCAAAGGAACAGUUAUUGAUGUGGAUCAUGGAAUCAUUUGUGAAAAUGUUCCCAUAAUUACCCCAGCGGGCGAAGUGGUGGCUUCCAGGCUAAACUUCAAAGUAGAAGAAGGGAUGCAUCUUUUGAUAACUGGUCCCAAUGGUUGUGGGAAAAGCUCUCUCUUCAGAAUCUUAAGUGGGCUAUGGCCUGUGUAUGAAGGAGUCCUUUAUAAACCGCCUCCCCAACAUAUGUUCUAUAUUCCUCAGAGGCCAUACAUGUCACUUGGAAGUCUCCGGGAUCAAGUCAUUUACCCUGACUCCGUGGAUGACAUGCAUGAGAAAGGUUACACAGACCAAGACUUAGAACGUAUUCUGCACAGCGUGCAUCUCUACCACAUAGUUCAAAGAGAAGGAGGAUGGGACGCAGUCAUGGACUGGAAAGAUGUCCUUUCAGGAGGAGAGAAGCAGAGAAUGGGGAUGGCACGGAUGUUUUACCAUAAGCCGAAGUACGCGUUGCUGGAUGAGUGUACCAGUGCCGUGAGCAUCGACGUUGAAGGAAAGAUAUUUCAGGCUGCUAUCGGGGCUGGGAUUUCCUUACUAUCCAUAACACACAGGCCUUCUCUGUGGAAAUACCACACUCAUCUAUUACAGUUUGAUGGCGAAGGAGGCUGGCGCUUUGAACAGCUGGACACUGCUAUCCGUUUAACGCUAAGUGAGGAAAAACAGAAGUUGGAGUCGCAGCUCGCUGGAAUUCCCAAAAUGCAGCAGAGACUCAAUGAACUAUGCAAAAUUUUGGGUGAAGACUCGGUGCUGAAAACAAUCCAAACUGCAGAGAAGACAUCCUAACUUAUCUUGACAUUUUUUCAAGUUAACGUCUAGGUGAAGCCUCAGAGACUCUCUCUUUACUGCAUGCAGUAUGUUAAGCUAAGUGCAGAGAAAGCAAGCCAGCAAAAAAAGUAUUUUGUAUGAUUUUGGCAUUGAGGAAAUAUAUGAUGACUUUUCAAAUGAAGCAAAAAGCAAAUGUGUUAGUUGAGGUUAGUACCCAGUGAAAGACUAACUCAACUGUAAAGCAGAACUUUCUAGGAUUAGAAGAAAGUGUGUAGCCUGGGGUUCUUCAUGUGGGAGAAUGCCCUAAAACAAAACAGCAAAGGCACCAGGAGGGCUGAUUUCAGCUGUGUAGAAUUAAAACCUUGAGAGUCUUUCAACCCAGUUAAUAGGUACAAUAGGUACAAUACCUGGAAUCGAUAAUCAGCAUUGCUAGGGGCCAACUAAAUCUGUGUACAAAAUGAGAGGCAGUUUGAUACAUAAUUUCAGUCUAAAAAGGUGUAUUUUAAUGAGAGUGGUUGAAAACAAGCAUGGCUAGACAAGUAUAAAGUACUAUAUUUAAAUUUUUCAUACCUUGAGCAUCUUGAUACAGAUACGAAAAAAUUUAAAAAGUGUAUUUGCUUAAGAACAAAUCAUUUUACUUUUUAAAAAGAGAAUUGCCUGUACAGAAGAGGAGGGUCUGAACAAUGCUUGAUCUGGCUGCUGCUUGACUCUGCAGUGCUAUCUACUACAAUUUCUAUCCAGAAAUACUGUUUGUUUGGUGCCCAAAAAAGCAUUUUAGAAACUUGAUUGCUGUCCUAAAUUUCCUUGAUCCUGGAAAUCAGUUAUGUUCCUACAUUCAUUUUAUCUUACUCUGUCUGUGAAGCAAUCUUUUAAGGCAUACAAGUUUUUGUUCUAUUUUCUUCUGAGAAAACAGACACUCAGAUUUACUUUAAUCACAAGAUUUAUUUUGGAAGAGCCAUAGAGAUCAAUGAAGGUUUCAUGACCCUCUGAUCCAGUGCUAUCAUCACUAUAGGCCCUUAAAUUUAACUGGGAUAUAAUGUCAAUUUUAAAAUGAUGUGGACCAGGUAGAUGACCAGAAAUGGAAUUGUUGGCAAUGAAGGACAUAAGGGAAAAUUUAAGUAUUAAAUAAAUAUCAUUCAGUCAUGGAGAUAUGACAGUUGCUUCUCUUGUAGGAGACCUGAGUUCCAUUGCCAGCAUCUACAUGGUGGCUCAAAAUUGUAUCUAAUUCCUGUUCCAGGGGAUCUGACACCCACUUCUGGAUCCCAGGGUCCCUGCGUGCAUGUAGUCCUCAUACAUACAUGCAGACAAAAUACUCAUAGCAUUAAAAGUAAAUAAAUCUGAAAGAUAGUAAGGAUAGUGAAAAUUAGCAAUGUUGAUGUUAUUAUCACUUAAUUACCAUUUUCAAGAAAUGAAAAUUAAGUUGGAAAUGCAAUGGUCAUUGGUCUUUGACUUAAAAUCAAUCAAGAACGUCAACACACCUCAGCUGUGUACAUCCGCCUGACGUGUCUGCAGCAUCAGCACUGAGAAGGGCAGUACAUUGUACCUCCAGUAAGCUGCAUAGUGCUGCUGCUCCUGAGAGACAAUCUGUACAAGUAUGUCAUGAAAUAAGCACAUCUGGAGUACAGAGCCAUGACUGAUGUUUUAAUCUCAUCCUCUCUCAGGCAUGGUGAGGUAUGUAAAGACCUGAGAUGAACAGUUUUAGGGGCAUAAGAUUUUGUUUAUGUACUAAGGCAGCACUUUAGCAGACACUAACUUGUAAUAAUAGACUGUUUGGAAGAUAGACUACCUGGAAGUCAUUCACAAUGAUUGUUGUAAGAAAUUGCCGAAUUUCCACAUUUUCAAUUCCACAAAAUCUACAUAAUUUGAAUUACCAAUAAAUGUAACCACCUUACAUGAAACAAUACAAUAUAAGGUCACAAAAAGUACUUUUUUAUUUUGUCUGUUACUACGACUUCUUACUAAAAAUGUGGAGCAAGAAUUAAAUAUUUUGCUUAGCAAAAGUAUAGAACCAGAAAUUAACACUUGAUUUUUUUUUAAAACAAUUCACUAAUCUUUAACAAUCAUGUUAGCAGUUACCCAGGUUAUAGUGCUAAAGGAGAAACAUUUGAAGCAAGUGUCUUAUAUUAGGUCUAAAGGCACAAGGGAAAUUAAAAGUUCACAUUUGAAAGUAUACUUUUCAAACUUUAAACCCUGUAAGACCUGAUAUAUCACAUUUUUAAGCUUUGCAAACGAUGCCAACAUCAAGACUAGAUUUGUAAUUCGAUCUUAUUUAAUAGAUGUUACGAAUGAGCUGAAUCAAAAUAAGUAAGACUCGUUACGCAGUGGACAGGGUUCAGUGAUGUUUGAAAUGCUAUACUAAAACGCUAGUCAUGAAAUUUAAAUGUUAAGGUUUCAAGACAAGCUAUCUGUUUCCCAGUAGCUUUUUGGUAACUACUGAUUUUCUGAAUUGCUUUUUUUCUGAGACCAAACACCCUCUGACUUGGAGGAGAACCUGAUGUGAGUUUGUGUUGUGUAUAAUCCAACUCUUUCCAAAGUGGUCCCGCGGGAGACCAGAGCUGAUACUCUCACAGGCAUACUUGUGAAAACAUAAAGACCACUGAGACCUCUUCUUUGACUAGGACAACGAAUAAUAAGGAAAAUGAAGUAUAGCUUUAGCUGGCAAACUAAUCUUUUCCUCAGAAAAGGUGUAAAUUCAUGGAGCUUGAUUAUUUGGGUGGGGGGGAUAACUCAUAACCUGCAUUGUGACAUCCUAUUUCUGCAGCAUGCUAUGGUAUGCCGAGCAUGAGUCUGACGCUGUGUUCACUCUUAUAGACGAGAUAAUUGCUAAAAUCCUCUUGAAUCACAAGGUUGAUGAUCUUACUUGAAAACCAACCCAGUUUACCCUAUGUUUACACAGGAAGAGUUUUCCUUCUAUAGUAAUUUGACUUUUGACCCAAAUUUUCAUGUGUCAAUAAAGGUCUAAACAAA
Grammomys surdaster is the source of this 5404-nucleotide messenger RNA. RefSeq names its product ATP binding cassette subfamily D member 2 (gene Abcd2). Lineage: Eukaryota; Metazoa; Chordata; Mammalia; Rodentia; Muridae. Bases 230 to 2455 code for a protein of 741 amino acids. The transcript has 10 exons. Gene Ontology annotation, molecular function: long-chain fatty acid transmembrane transporter activity; ATP hydrolysis activity; ATP binding. Gene Ontology annotation, biological process: long-chain fatty acid import into peroxisome; peroxisome organization; very long-chain fatty acid catabolic process. The record is from RefSeq and is a predicted model, not a curated record. Gene Ontology annotation, cellular component: peroxisomal membrane.